AUGGGACGAGGGCGAGGGCGGCCGCCAAAAAAAUCGGUGCCUCCACCACCAUUAUCGCCGGUGGUCUCUACUCCGGUGUCUCAAUCGGUUUUGCGAAGCCACAAUGUCAGCAAGAAUCUCAGCACAGAGGAAAAUGUGGGAAUCAAGUACCUUGGAGAAACCUCAGAUGCUCCGGAAGACGGAAGCAUUGCGAAGAAGAGUAACGAAAUUGAACUGGAAAAACCUAGGUCAACUCCAACUCCUGAAGAAGGGCGAAAGCUAUGGGCUGAUGUGUUGAAAGACAACAGGAAUCCGGAGAAAGGUCGUGCUAUGAAGUUCAUACCCCCUCAAGUCGUGGAAGGGAAAAUCGAGGUUCAAAUUGAGGAAGAUGAUGUCAGCUCUGAAAUCAAGUUCUGGGAAUCUUCGCUGAUUCUUUAUGCUAUGGGAGCGGAUUUGAGUAUGAAUGCGGUCAAGAAUUUUAUGACCAGAACUUGGAAUUUUGUUCAACUACCGGACAUGUAUUUCAAUGAUGAAGGGUAUUUCAUUCUCCGGUUCAAAUCAUUCACAGAUCGAGACGAAGUUAUGCUGAGAGGACCGUACAUGUUAAGAAACAUUCCUUUGUUGAUUCGUGAAUGGAGGCCAGAUUUCAAGAUCAAGGAUGAACUCUUAAGAACCUUACCUAUUUGGGUUAAACUUCCCCAACUCCCUAUCGUGUUGUGGGGUGAUACAAGCCUGAAUAAGAUUGGGAGUGCCCUAGGUAAGCCUAUUAUGACAGAUGAAUGUACUGCAAACAGAUUGCGAGUAUCCUAUGCACGUAUUCUAGUUGAAAUGGAUAUUACAAAGGAACUACCUCAAUCAAUCACCAUAGCUGAUCAUGCUGGAGAAAAGAUGCAACAAUCAAUUGAGUAUGAGUGGAGACCUCUUUUCUGCAACAAAUGUCAAAAGGUAGGUCACUGUUGUGAAAAGCCUAAGAUGAGGAAACAAUGGAUACCAAGGAAUGUGAAACAACCUGAAGCUAAUGAGAUGUCAAAUAAGAGUGGGGAUGCUAAUAAAGAGCCUUUUGAAAUAGGAAAUGUCAAUUUGGAUAUAGUUCAGAGUAGGAAGGAGAAUGAUGGCUCUAUUGCUACUGAGGUUACUUCUAUCAGAAAUAAUGAUGUGGAAAAAGUUAUGGAAAAAUGGACUGAGGUUAUUAAAAGUGGAAGAGAUAGAGGUAAAAAGUUAGGUAAUGUUGAAGCCGCAGGUGUGUUUUCACAUGACAAUGGGUUUGAUGCUCUAGAGAUUUUGAAGGAUCUCGUAGUGGCUCAAAACACUGGCCAAAUGAUUGUCUCUUGGAAUAUCAGGGGGCUGAAUAAAAUGGGGAAGCUAAAGAAGACUAGCUCCCGUCUCCUAAACCUUCAUCCCAACAUUGCUAUACUACUUGAAACUAGAGUUAAAUGUGAGAAAGCAAAGAAAGUUAGAGAACAUCUUAACCUCAGAGGUAAAUAUAUUGACAACUAUCAAUCUCAUUACAAUGGUAGGAUUUGGAUUUUUUGGGAUGACAGAUAUAAGGAUAUCAGAAUGGUGAGAUGCACAGAUCAGAUGAUACACUGUGGAAUUUAUGAUGUUAAUGGCAACUUCCAACACUGGAUGACAGCCAUUUAUGCUAUGAAUCAGCUGGACCAAAAAAGGAAAUUAUGGGAGGAUUUGGAGCAUAUACACAACAACCAACAAGGGCCUUGGUUCCUAAUGGGAGAUUUUAACAAUGUGACAAAAUCCAUGGACAGGAUUGGGGGAAACUUGGUGACUGAGAGCGAAUAUGUUGAUUUAAGAAACUUGAUGGAUAAUGCUGGGCUUUUUGAGAAGGAUAACACAGGUGAUUAUUUUACAUGGACAAAUAAACACUCUGUAGGCACUAUAUACUCAAAAAUUGAUCAUGUGCUUGGUAAUAUUGACUGGCUGCAGGAAAAUACUAAUAUGAAGCUAGAGAUUCUCCCACCUAGUAUUUCUGAUCACUGCUUAUUGUGUUUGUCUGACCAUAAAAGAAACAGGAGUGUACACACCAACUUCAAGUUUACUAAUAGUGUGAUUAAGUUGGAUGGAUAUCAGGACAUUGUUAAGCAGAGUUGGUACAAAAGGUGUAUGGGAAGACCUAUGGCUCGUUUGUGGUACAAGUUGCUAAGGUUGCAGGCUCCUCUUAUCAAAUUGAGCAAGCAGUUCUCUCAUAUCCAUAUGUCCAUUAUUAAAGCCAGGACUGAACUUCUCAAAGCGUAG
Messenger RNA from Lathyrus sativus (Indian pea), 2229 nucleotides. The record is from the annotation of a GenBank genome assembly. NCBI's taxonomy places the organism in Eukaryota, Viridiplantae, Streptophyta, Magnoliopsida, Fabales, Fabaceae.